Schizophyllum commune H4-8 is the source of this 4014-nucleotide messenger RNA. RefSeq lists its product as uncharacterized. Lineage: Eukaryota; Fungi; Basidiomycota; Agaricomycetes; Agaricales; Schizophyllaceae. Gene Ontology annotation, molecular function: chromatin binding; DNA binding; ATP binding. The record is from RefSeq and is a predicted model, not a curated record. The transcript is spliced from 9 exons. The coding region runs from base 138 to 3887 and encodes 1249 amino acids. Gene Ontology annotation, cellular component: nucleus.
CACCGCUUUGCACUUGCCCUUGACCACGACGUGAGUUGGCGGUCGGAAUCGAAAGCGUCAGCCUAUCCAUAGUCAAUCCUCGAGUAAUAUCCCCAGCCUUACCACGACGAUAAGACGUCUCUUGAGCGCUGUCGACGAUGUCUGGAUUCGUGGACGCUGCGCUCAACAAGAGGAACGCUCUUGCGGGCCUCAAAUUCAAACGCAACAAUCCAUCUAACAAACCUUCAACGUCCUCAGCGACAACACCGGCGAUGCCUGCACCCCAGUCGCACGCCGUCAACGGCAGCCCGCCUGCCCAGUCCCGCGACGGGAGCGCACCGUCGCGGUACUUUGCCCCGAAUAGUGUCUACCCUGCAUUCGGCAAUGUCCUCGUCCCCAACUCGAGCCCCAUCGCGCCAUCGCAUUCGCACAACGCGCACAACACGCCCGGCAGCACCGCUGACGUGGCAGUCGCCCUCCAAGAUGUUCACCCCCGCCCACCGUCUUCGAUCAUCUCCGCGACCUCCCCACCCUCCCUCGAACGCUCCUCAAGCGACGGCGCCGGGCAGCGGCGUCAGAGGGACAAGUCCGCUGCUGGCGACGUCGGCGACGAGCCUCCUCGCAAGCGUAUAAACCGCGGCCCCGUCGACGACGCGCCGGGCGCUUCAUCACCUGAAUCCCCAGCGAUUCGCGGCCCGGGCAACCGGAGGCGCAUGGCGCCCCCGGGAUCGCCUUCGUCGUCCGAGGAAUCUCUCGUCGAUCCUGUCAAGGUCCUUGUCAAUGCCGCCAGCCAUCCCCCCGCACCCGCGCCCGCGCCACCAUCUACUACCACUUCCGCCCCCACUCCCGCGUCAUCCGCGGCGACGCCCUCCCCCGCCGAAGCUGCCUACACGCGAUUCAAGAUCACGCAGCCCCUACACCCCGAGCCCCUCGUCCGUGCUGCUUGGAUACAGUCAAAGGAAGAUGUGCGCGCGGCGUCGAACAUGCUCAAUGAUCAGGUUUGGAUCGACAGGCAGUCGCGCCCGGCUCAGCCGCGGGCACCGCCCGCAACGAGCAAGCCGACGUCCGUAGCCGUCUCGAACAAAGCCAACAAGAAGUCGGCCAUCUACGCACACCGUCCCGCCGUUCAGGCUCCUGCCCCGCUCGCGUUGGCCGCGUCGACCUCCACAUCCUCGAUGAAGUCCACGCCCAAGGCAACUCCCAAAGCGGCCACGACAGCUGAAGUCCCGCCCUCCCCCGCCGUUGCUCCGCCCCGGAAGCGCAAGAUGGUCAUUGAGGACUCGGAUGAGUCUGACUUCAACGACUCAGACAGUGAUGUGGAGGAGUCCGUCGAUGAAGCGGAGAUUCGCGCAUUGAGUUUCUUCAACUCUGCGUCAGUGGACGUUCUGCAGGAGAUGACCGGUUGCACGCCGAUCCAAGCAGACAAGAUCGUUGAGCUUCGGCCUUUCGACACGGUCGACGAUCUGACUACGAAGCUCAACCAAGGAGCUCGUCGCGCGGGCCCCGCGGGACUUAGCCCGAAGGUCUUCAGCGAUACCGUUGCGGUCUAUCAGGGCUACGGCAGCUUCGACACUGUCCUGGAUAGCAUCGACAGCUUAGGCGCAAAGCUCAAGGCCGUCAUCAACUCCUGGGCGCUCAAAGGCGACGGUGAUGCUGCCAAUGCGGAGGCACAGGAUGACGGAGCGCUCAACCUGCAGACCUUCGAUGCCGCUAAUGCCAAGGACGAGCACUUCAUCGCGAAGCAGCCGAGCCUGGUCUCGGACGAGAUCGUGUUGAAGGACUACCAGUUGCUCGGCAUCAACUGGCUCAAUCUCAUGCAUCGCAAGGGGCAUGGGUGCAUCCUCGCCGACGAGAUGGGUCUUGGCAAGACUUGCCAGGUCAUCAGCUUCCUCGCUCAUCUGAAGGAGAAGGGGAACACAGGCCCGCACCUCAUCAUCGUGCCGUCCUCGACGCUUGAGAACUGGUGUCGAGAGUUUGAUCGUUUUGCCCCUAGCAUCAAGUGGGUCACCUACUACGACGACCAGAAGACACGCGAGAAGUUGCGCAUGGACUUGCGUGAUGAUGACGGGAGUCCGUACGGUUGGGAGGUCCUCAUCACCACGUACGACCUCGCCUGCGGCAACAGCAAGGAUUCCAAGUUCCUCCGCAAGUUCGACUGGGAAUGCUUCGUUUGCGACGAAGGCCAUUCUUUGAAGAACUUCAAGUCGAGACGCUACGGAGAGCUGAUGAAGAUCAACCCGAAGUGGCGUCUGCUUUUGACCGGCACCCCCCUUCAGAACAACUUGCAAGAGCUUGCAUCUAUCAUGAAUUUCAUCAUCCCGGAGAAAAUCGGCCCAGUCCUUGACAAGAUGCGCGCAAUCUUCAAGACGACAUCCACUGUCACCCUACUGUCCCAGGAGCGCAUCACGCGUGCCCACAAGAUGGUCACGCCCUUCGUCCUCCGCCGGAAGAAGAAAGAGGUCUUGAAGGAUCUGCCCGAAAAGCACGAGCGUGUAGAGUGGUGCGACAUGGUUGAGUCUCAGCGGGAGAUCUACGCGGAGGCCGUCCGCCGGUCGCGCAAGUCCAUCCAAGAAGUCCAAGACGAGGCCGAGGAGAAGCAGAAGGAGGCCAAAGCGAAGGGCAAGAAGUCGGCGGGUGUCAGCAAGGUUACUAGCGCCCACGUCUUGAUGGACUUGCGGAAAGCAGCGUCGCACCCGAUGCUCUUCCGCAGGCUGUUCACGGAGGAGAUGCUUCGCCCCAUCGCUGUCGCCCUCAUGUCGGACCCGUGGUAUGCGAAGCGCUACCAGGGGAACGUCACCUAUCUGGCCGAGGACUGCGCGUUGAUGUCCGACUCUGAGUUGCAGCAUAACUGCUUCAACGCAAAAUGCAAGGCACCGUCGUUCUGUCUAGACGAUGCGUACUAUUAUGACUCCGGUAAAAUACAGACGCUGCUGCGCUUGCUUGAGGGGUACAUAGGCGAGAAGCGCAAGGUGUUGAUAUUCUCUCAGUUCACACAAGUCCUCGACAUUCUUGUCAGGGUCCUCCAACUCAAGGAGAUCACGUACAGGAUUCUCACCGGGUCUACCCCCGUCGACGAACGACAAGUCUUGGUAGACGAGUUCAACGAGAAUGAGGACCUAUCUGUCUUCCUUCUGUCGACGAAGGCAGGCGGCAUGGGCAUCAACCUCACCGCCGCCUCCGUCGUCAUCCUUUUCGACCAGGACUUCAACCCGCACAACGACCGGCAGGCGCAGGACCGCGCGUACCGCAUCGGCCAGACGCGCGACGUCGACGUGGUCAAGCUCAUCACGCGCGGAACCAUCGAGGAGGACAUGCUGCGUCUCGCGCAGACCAAGCUCGCGCUCGACGAGGCCGUCGCGGGCGAUGUCGACGAUGAGAAGGGCGAGAGCGCCGUCGCUCGGGAGAUGAAGCAGAGCUUGCUGUCCAUGCUGCGCAAGCAGUGCUCGCCGGAGCCGUCGACGGCUACGACUCCGUCCGCCGUCUCGCCGAAGGUGGAUACGCCGCCGAAGGAAAAGGCCGACAAGGAGGGCGAGGGCGAGAAGUCCGAGGCGGAGAAGACGAAGAAGCGGAAGGGGAGGGAGGAAGAGCCCGAGCCCGAGAAGAUGAAGAAGAGGAAGGGCCGGGAGGAGGACGAGGAGGAGGAGGCGAAGCCUGCGAGGUCGUCGAUCGCGGCCUCCAAGCGCAAGCGGAUCGUGGACGAAGAUGAGGACGAAGACGCGCCGCGGACGACUCGGUCCAACCCAGUUAAGGCGGCCGCGAAGGAGAAGGAGUCCUCCCGGUCCUCGUCGUCACGGUCCUCCCCUCGGAAGGAGCGAGCAGCAGCACCGUCGAAGACGCCGGCUGCUCGUAAGGAACGACCAGGUCCGCCGACGCGGUCGUCAUCUUCUCGGUCUUCAUCGCGAAGAUAGUCGGCCGCGUUGCACUGGUUUCGGUCAGGACGGAAUCGGUACGGGACUACAGGGGCCCGUUGUAUCUUUAUUAGAGUAUAAUUGCUUUGUUUCCCUUUGCUAUCUGUUUCUCGUUUGUCUCCUCGUC